GCAUCUUUCUCAAGUGAAGAGUGGCCUUUCAUUCCAAAAUUUUACUCUUUAACAAAAAUGUCUCCAAUACCUUACCGAGUCACUAGAACUAUCACCCUGGAUCGACACUGGAAGAAGAUAAAAAAUGAGCCCGAGUAGAGAAGUGGUCACGGGCAUCGAGUCGGGUUCAUCAACGCUCAGAAUCACGUUCCCGGUUUGGCUCACGGGUGAUGAGCGUGAAGACGACUCCGAUCCAAGCGAAGACAUUGACGUAGAGGAAGCAGCGGAGAAAUAUCACGAGCUCCAGGAACAAGCUGAGAAAGGGAAACUCGUCAAUCUCAGAGAUGUCAUCAAUGCUCAAGAAGAUUUGCAUUUGCGGAGACUAGAUAUUCAUUCUGAGGGAUGGAGAUAUGACUUGAAUGUGCGUGAGAGUUACAUCAAGAACGAGGAAGAAUGGCUCGCAAACGUCAACAGAGACAGAAAGAGAAGGAGCCAAGAAGAGAAAAGAGGGGGGAAAGGAAAAUCCUGAGGAUGAUCAAACAAGCAAGUACUUGUGUGCGCCGGCAACGAUGAUUCAGAAGGCUCUUUUGCCGGCACUCUAACAUUGGGGAUAGGGGAAGGUAAAGAUUGCUUUGGGCUUUAGGUUUGAUAUUUUACGUUUGGCUUACGCAGUAAACAAAAACUUUCGGUCAAGCUAUUCACACCCCGCUGGGAACUAGGCGGUAUCGUGGGACUUGGGACAAAAUUGCUGAUUGGGGAGAGUUCCUUGCUAUCUGGACUCAUGAGCUAAGUGCUCAGAAAGGAAAACUCUUGCUCAAAGUAUGUCAGAACACGGGAAGUGGAGAUAAUAAGUAUUCUUAUACCUUCACUUUUUGUUAUUGGUGGAUUUCGAGCCGUCGUAUUCGUGUUGCAAGGUCGCUUUGUACGGGGUGAUCUAAG
Hyaloscypha bicolor E is the source of this 918-nucleotide messenger RNA. RefSeq lists its product as uncharacterized. The coding region runs from base 125 to 508 and encodes 127 amino acids. NCBI's taxonomy places the organism in Eukaryota, Fungi, Ascomycota, Leotiomycetes, Helotiales, Hyaloscyphaceae. The transcript has a single exon. The record is from RefSeq and is a predicted model, not a curated record.